AUCCUCAAAGUAAAGGAUUUCUUUAUUUAUUUAUUUUUUGAAUAUUGAAUAUUUGUUCUUGCAUUCUUUGUUGAUUUGAUUGCUUUGGUUUUAUGAAAAAUGCUGGAUUUUGAUCGGAAGACGGAGAUGGUUUCACCUGAUAUGUCCAGUAAGUCGUCGCCUAGGAUUUCGAAUAAGCAGCAUCAGAUUUCUAUACCGGCGCCGCCGGCGCGUGUGUGGGAGUUGACCACGGCGAGUGACUCGGCUUGUUCCGCUUAUGAGUACUACUUGAGGCUGCCGGAGCUGAGGAAGCUGUGGAGUUGUGAUGAGUUUCCGGGGUGGAAGAACGAGGCGCUGCUCACGCCGGCUCUGCAAGGGUUGGAGAUAACUUUCCGGUUCGUUUCUGUGGUGUUGUCGGAUCCUAGACCGUACGCGAACCGGCGGGAGUGGAAGCGGCGGUUGGAGUCGCUUGCUCGGAGUCAGGUUGAGAUUAUUGCUAUGUUGUGUGAGGAUGAUGGAGAGACGCGUGGCGCGGCUCCGAUUGUCGAUCUGACGUCGUCGGACGUGGUGUUGUCACGUGAGAACAGCUCGGCUGAGGUGUGGAAGCUCUCCGGCGAAACGACGGUUGUGAGCCACACGAGCGAAGCUAGCUUGCUGCCUCGGCUGAUGACGUGGCGCAAAUCGGAGGACAUAGCUCAGAAGAUUCUCUACGCCAUCGAAAGCGAGAUGCGGCGGUGUUCGUACACCGUUGGAUUAGGCGAACCGAACCUCACCGGAAAACCGAGCCUCGACUACGACGCGAUCGUGAAGCCGUCGGAGCUUCACUCCCUGAAGAAAAGCCCCUCGGAGCGCCAAAAUUUACACAACUUCGAGAACCAGACGCUCUACACCACGCUGCAGGUACUGGAAACGUGGAUCUACGCAUCAAAGUCGCUUCUAAAUCGGAUCUCAGAGAGGAUUGAUCGAAAGGAAUUCGAAAAAGCCGGAAGCGAUUGUUGGAUUCUAGAGAAGACGUGGAAACUCUUAACCGAAAUACAAGACCUCCACCUGCUAAUGGAUCCCGACGAUUUCCUCCGUCUAAAAAAUCAGUUAUCCGUGAAAGCCGUCGCCGAAUCGGAGCUCUUCUGCUUCCGAUCCAGAGAACUGGUGGAGAUCACGAAGCUCUCGAAGAGCCUGCGGCACAAAGUCCCCUGUAUUCUCGACGUAGAAGUCGAUCCUCACGGCGGACCGAGGAUCCAGGAGGCGGCGAUGGAGCUAUACCGGAGGAAAGAAGACUCGGAGAAGAUUCAUCUGCUUCAAGCUCUUCAAGCCAUCGAAAUGGCGGUGAAACGGUUUUACUACUCUUACAGGCAGCUUUUGGUGAUCGUUAUGGGGAGCUUAGAAGCUAAGGCGAAUCCGGCGUUGGUGAACGCCGAUUCCGGCGACUUGCUAGCUCAAAUAUUUCUGGAGCCGACUUAUUUUCCGAGCUUGGAUGCAGCGAAGACGUUUCUGGGGGAGCAGUGGAGUCGCGAUCAUGGCAGGUCUAGUCCGGAAAGAAGAGGCAAAAAUGAGAAAUGAGUUGACUCGAUUGGCAUUCAACUCAGUGACGUUGUAGUCAUUUGACAGCGAAGCAUUAUCCAAGUUUUUGCCUAAAAUAUAUUUCAUUAUUAUUAUUUUUGGUAUAUAUAUCUGUAGCAUACAUGAUGUUGUAUAAUACCACUUUUCAAAAUUUUGCUGUGCUGA
Ipomoea nil (Japanese morning glory) is the source of this 1701-nucleotide messenger RNA. RefSeq names its product nematode resistance protein-like HSPRO2. Gene Ontology annotation, molecular function: heme binding; metal ion binding. The coding region runs from base 100 to 1536 and encodes 478 amino acids. Gene Ontology annotation, biological process: defense response. Lineage: Eukaryota; Viridiplantae; Streptophyta; Magnoliopsida; Solanales; Convolvulaceae. The transcript has a single exon. The record is from RefSeq and is a predicted model, not a curated record.